CAUCCUGUUUGGUUUGCAGGUGACGCCGGUCUUCAUCAACCAACAGAACGGCACUCAGAUCCACACUCAGGCCAUUUCGUUAGACCUCCUCAAGGCUAACGGCGCUCCGACGCUGGUCACCGACAGCAACGGCAACCACUACCUGAUCGCUCUCACCAGUCACACGACAGAGGGACAGAACGGAGUGUCCUCAUUGGCCAAACCCAACGGACGUAUCACACUGCAGAGGUUGCAGUCGACUCCAAGCAAACUCCCCAGCACUGACAGCCAAUCAAAAGAGCCGCCAGAGGCCGAGCCAAACAAAAAGGGACAGAAGGCGGGGCUUCACCUGGACACCAAUGGCGCCCCACAGCCCAGCCUGUCGGUCACCGCUCCGCCCAACCUGCAGCCUUUCUUUGACGACAUUUCAGGCAGUGAAAGCCAAAGCAACUUAAUCUCAUCUCUGAAGAGAGAGGAGGUGUGUCCGCCUUACGACCGGCACACACUGUUCACCCCUCCCUCUCCCAAACCCAACACCUCCCCUCCCACUCAGCGCUCCAAACAGGAGAACGGCGUCAACAGUCAGCAGAUGGACGACCUGUUUGACAUCCUCCUGAAGAGCGGAGAAAUCCCCGGCUUCAAGGCAAACCCGGACCCUUCGCUCGCCCCCCUCCACUCCGACCCUCCCUCCCCGUCAUCUCCUCCAUCUCCCCUCCACCUAUCCCCUCCCACACCCACCUCUCCCCUCAUCUCCCCCCCGCCGCCCGCGAGCGAGCCCUGCACCGGCAGCGUACGCCUGGAAGACUUCCUGGAGAGCACGACGGGCGCCCCGCUGCUGGGUGUGGAGCCCGACGGCGGCCUGACGCUGAUUGACGACCUCCACAGCCAAAUGCUGAGCACGCCCAGCAUCCUGGACCACCCCCCCUCCCCCAUGGACACGUCCGACCUUGGCUUUUCCCCCCACUCCACGGAGCUGGACUUCGGCGACCCCACUCUGGACAGCAUGGACUGGCUGGAUAUCUCCAUGGUAGGGAGCAGCAGCGGAGGGAGCACAGGCAGCCGAGGGGGGAGAGGAGGCGUAGGGGCAGGCGGCGACGGAGACGGGGGGACGAGCCUGGCCCCGCUGGUGCCGCAAACUCCGCCGAGCGUCUUCUCAACCGACUUUCUGGACAGCACGGACCUGCAGCUGCACUGGGAGUCGUGUCUGUAGCGCAGCACACAGACGGACACGCUCUCGCUCACACUGUGUACAGGCGCCGUCUUUAUUUCAUGCACAUAUAGAAACCUUUUUUAUGCUGUCUCUACCACUGCGGGGCGCACUGGCACACGCACACACACACUUACGCCCUGUCGUUCACUGGCUGUUACUGUACGCAGGAUGAAAUCAGAAAAACAUAGAUGGUAAAUUCACAGGAAGGACUUGAACUGAAGUUUUUGAAAUUUAAUUCUGUGGGGUUCCACGCAGCAGACUGUUCACAUCCGAGCUGAAAAAAAUCCCACUUCCUGCGGUAUAAAAAGACAUAGCAGGAAACUCUAGGUCACUGUAACAUUUCAACCCUCGGAGACGGUUUUUAGAUCUGAGGACGGACUGUCGGUCUCCUCCUCCUGAUCACAGAGUGUGUGUGUCAGUGCCUCCUAAACUUUGCACUUAUGCUGAAUCUGAUUGGUUUGAAGGGGGUCGUUCAGGUCAAUAAUCUGACUGAGGCCGAGCGAAAGCCGAAGCAUGGCAACCUGAACCCCACACUAGUCAAAAACCCAACCGUCAGCAGUUGUUUUGAGAUGAACCAUAUCAGUGGCAACAGUUUGAAAUGACGCCUCGUUGGAGGUUGCGUAUUCUUGGUAACAUUAUGGUAGACCACUAUGUAUUGCUGUAUAUGGGGUGUAUAUUAUCAAUUGUCCAUAUGACUAUUUUUCUUUGCUGGUUGCUUUAGAGUCAAGCGAGCCGGCCGGGGAACAUAGGGUGAGGGCGGGGCUUCCAAAACACUUGGGCCUUGUCAUUUUUUAAAGAAAAAAAAGUUUAAAAAAAAAUAAACAUACUAUUAAAAGUCUAAA
Messenger RNA from Plectropomus leopardus (leopard coralgrouper), 2031 nucleotides. NCBI's taxonomy places the organism in Eukaryota, Metazoa, Chordata, Actinopteri, Perciformes, Serranidae. The record is from RefSeq and is a predicted model, not a curated record.